Candidula unifasciata is the source of this 1293-nucleotide messenger RNA. The record is from the annotation of a GenBank genome assembly. NCBI's taxonomy places the organism in Eukaryota, Metazoa, Mollusca, Gastropoda, Stylommatophora, Geomitridae.
AUGUCCAUUGUUUCACACAGUUUGCGCAGGCUGGUCUCACUGUCAGCUCCCAUUGUGCAGUCAGCCAAUGUCCACUUUGAUGACUAUUAUCUUCAGAAUCAGCACAGGAGCUUCUCAUUAUCAUCAUCAUCACCUAGGUUAUCAUCUGCCAGCAAGCAGUUACACCCUGGCGUCUUUUACAAUGCAGUCAGAGAUUCCAACAUUAACUUCUUCUGUGGGGUUCCAGACUCCCUGCUAAAAGAUUUCUGUGCUUACGUCACUAAAAACUCCACCAGCCAGGAGCAUAUAAUAACAGCCAAUGAAGGGGCAGCAGUGGCAUUAGCAGCUGGGUAUCACCUGGCUUCUGACAGAACAGCCAUGGUUUACUUGCAGAAUUCAGGUCUGGGUAACAUGGUGAAUCCUCUCAUGUCAUUGGCCAAUCCUUCUGUAUACAGCUUACCCAUACUGCUUUUGAUUGGUUGGCGAGGCGAGCCAGGGAUCAAGGAUGAGCCACAGCAUGUAGCACAGGGACGAAUCACAGAGAGUAUGCUAGAAUGCAUGGAAAUACCUUAUGAAAUUCUGUCAAAGAGUGAAACGGAAAUGAGAUCUACACUGAAAAGGGCUGAAGAACACUUUGAAGAGAAGAAGUCUCCAUAUGCCAUUCUUGUCAAAAGUAAAACAUUUUCCAGCUACAGCUUGCCACUGAUAGAUAAUCCACAGUUUCCUUUGACCAGAGAAGAGGCUCUAUUCAAAGUUGUGGAAUGCUUGAAGGAGGAGGAUGCGAUAGUUGGAACUACUGGGAUGUUGUCUAGAGAACUCUUUGAGUACAGGGUCUCCAUGCAGAUGGGCCAUGCGCGUGAUUUCCUGACUGUUGGAUCUAUGGGUCAUGCCUCUUCCAUUGCACUGGGAAUAGCUUUGCAGAAGCCAAAACGACAAAUUUUUUGUCUUGAUGGUGAUGGGGCAGUCCUGAUGCACAUGGGCUCUCUUGCAACAAUUGGACAGCAGGGACCAGAAAAUUUCAAACAUAUAGUGUUCAACAACGGUGCCCAUGAUUCUGUUGGUGGCCAACCAACCGAUGCAGCAAACCAUGAAGAAUUUGAUUUGGGGCAAAUUGCUAAAGGCUGUGGAUAUAGGGAGGCACUAGUGGCUUACACAACAGAGGAUAUAGAAGAAAAAGUGAAAUACCUACACAAAGCCAAGGGUCCCAUCUUUCUGGAGCUGAAAGUAAAACUAGGAUCCAGAUCCAACCUCGGAAGACCCACCCGCACAACUCACGAAAACAAAGAAGAUUUUAUGGAGUUUUUAAACCGAUAA